CCAACAAUGAAGGUUCUUCUGACUCUCGUGGCCGCUGUUGCAGCCUGCAUUAGCCCAGCGCUGGCUGACAAAGCUAAGCCCUUCAUCUGCUAUUGGGAGUCAUGGUCUAGGUAUCGCCCUGCUCCAUACACAGGUUCUGUAUCUAACAUACCCACGAAUCUGUGCACCCAUGUCAUUUACUCGUUUGCGGGUAUGGACUGGAGUACCGGGAAGGUAAAGUCCUUAGAACCGGACUGGGAUAUUGGUCAAAAUGGUUUGAGGCAGCUCACAGCACUUAAACAGAAGAAUCCCAAACUAAAAGUUUCAUUUGCUGUUGGUGGAUGGAACGAAGGCGUACAAAAAUAUUCUCAGAUGGCCGCAAGCCCUGAACGCAGAAAGAUUUUCGUGGAAUCUGUCGCCAGCUGGAUAUACACCUAUGGUUUCGAUGGAUUCGACCUCGACUGGGAGCAUCCGGCUGACUUGGCUAGGGGAGGCGACCGUGCCGACAAAGAAAACCUUAUCAAGCUUCUGAAGGAGUUGCGUGAUGCUAUUGGGUCCAAGAAACUGCUCACCAUAGCCGUCUUCAGCACGAAGGAGAAAAUAGGGCUUGCUUACGAUGUUCCUAAUGUGGCUAAGUACUGCGAUUACAUACACGUAAUGACCUACGAUCUCCGUGCUAACUGGGAUGGCAAACUUGGUAACCAUGUAGCUCUCUAUUCGGGCCCCUAUGAUCAAGGCAGAUUCACCGAGUUGACUGUUUCCCAGGGCAUGAAGAAUUGGGCCGACGCUGGGUGUCCCAAAAGUAAGCUAAUUAUGGGUUUCGCUUUCUAUGGUAAGUCAUUUACUCUUAACAACUGGGCUCAAAACAAGCCUGGAGACCAUAGCGCUGGACCUGGCAAUCCCGGCCCCGUGUCCCAACAGUCUGGCACGCUCUUCUAUUACGAGAUCUGCAAAAACCUUAAGGAGGGAUGGACCCGUGUAUGGGACAAUGCUUCCAAGACACCUUAUGCAUAUAAACAAAACCAAUGGGUCGGUUACGAGGACGCUGAAAGUAUUGGUUACAAGACCAAGCUCAUACAGAAAGAAGGCUACGGUGGAGCGAUGGUCUGGGCUAUCGGGCUCGACGAUCACGCAAAUGUCUGUGGCGGAGGUCAUAACCCUCUCGCCAAGGCUGUCGUAAACGGUCUUCAAAGUUAAUAAAAAGUCCAGCAAUUAUCCCUGCGCUGACCCCAUAACCUCGCGCUACAAGUCUACUCUGGCUCCCUGACCCGAUCCGAAUCCUGUCGACUGCUCUUGCGGC
This is a messenger RNA of Varroa destructor (honeybee mite), 1279 nucleotides long. RefSeq names its product endochitinase-like. Gene Ontology annotation, molecular function: chitinase activity; chitin binding. The record is from RefSeq and is a predicted model, not a curated record. NCBI's taxonomy places the organism in Eukaryota, Metazoa, Arthropoda, Arachnida, Mesostigmata, Varroidae. Gene Ontology annotation, biological process: carbohydrate metabolic process; chitin catabolic process. Gene Ontology annotation, cellular component: extracellular region.